AUGGAAGCUAACAAUCGGGGAAAAAGGGUAGCUAGUGCAGGUAGUGGCAGUGCUAGUGUCAAUUCCUCAAAGAUGCAAAAGCAAAAAGGACCGAUUGAUUUAUAUUUCAUUCCCAGACCGGAAAUUGUGGUACAAAAAAGAAAGGAGGAGGGAAAACAGACAACCAUUAAUGAUGCAUGCAAGAAAGAGUUGAGAGGAAGAGCGUGUGUUGCUUUUGCAAGGUGGAUGUAUGAUGCAGGAAUUGCAUUCAAUGCUGUUAAGUAUGAUAGCUUUGCCGAGGUUGUUGAAGCAAUUGGACAAUAUGGUCCUGGCAUGAAACCACCUAGUUAUCACGAGGUGAGAGUUCCUUUGCUUAGGAAGGAAUUGGAUAAUACCAAUGCUUUGAUGAAUGACCACAGAGAGGAGUGGUCAAAAUUUGGAUGCUCAUUAAUGGCAGAUGGGUGGAUAGACAAGAGAGGGAGAACAUUGCUUAAUUUCCUACUUAAUAAAUUUGUGAACCGCAUUGGAGUAGCAAAUGUCGUUCAAGUCGUCACAGAUAGUGAAUCAAGCAAUAAGUCUGCCGGGAGGAUGUUAGAGAAAGAACACCCACAUUUGUAUUGGACACCAUGUGCUGCUCAUUGCUUAGACUUGAUGUUAGAAGACAUUGGGAAAAUACCGUCCAUCUCCAAAACAAUGCAGAGGGCGGUGGAGUUGAAUAGUUAUAUCUAUAUGCGUCUAAAGUUGUUGAACAUUAUGAGGAACUUUACUCAUAAAAAGGAGUUGCUUAGGCCCGCUAAGACUCGAUUUGCUACAUGUUUCAUCACAUUAUCAAGUAUUCACAAGCAAAAGAAUAACUUGAGAAAGAUGCUUACUUCAGAAGAAUGGAAUCGUAGUAAAUGGGCGAAAGAGGAAGCCGGUAAAAGAGUUGCUUCUUAUGUUUUGAUGCCUUCCUUUUGGAACAACAUUGUCUUUAGCCUUAAGGUUUCCGGUCCUCUUAUUCCGGUUUUGAGAUUAGUUGAUGGCGAGAAAAAGCCUCCCAUGGGAUACAUUUAUGCGGCUAUGGAUAGGGCUAAAGAAGCCAUUGCAAAAUCAUUUGGGGAAGUAGAAGACAAAUACAAGGAUAUCUUUGAAAUAAUUGAUAAGAGGUGGAAUGUUCAACUUCAUCGCCCUUUGCAUGCAGCAGGUUAUUAUUUGAACCCAGAAUACUUUUAUUCAAAUCCGAAAAUUGAAGAAGAUGAAGAGAUUGCAAAGGGUUUGUAUGCAUGCAUUGCAAGGUUAAUUCCAGAUAUCAAAGACCAAGACAAAAUUAGUGAGGAGCUGUCCUUAUAUUCUAAAGCUGAGGGCCUCUUUGGUAAUCCCUUUGCUAUUAGACAGAGAAAUACACGAGGACCAGUUAAUUGGUGGGAAGCUUAUGGCAAGUCAACAAAACUUCUCAAAAAGUUUGCUAUAAAGGUUUUAAGCCUUACUUGCAGUUCUUCUGGUUGUGAACGAAAUUGGAGCGUGUUUGAGCAUCUUCAUAACAAGAAAAGAAAUAGGCUCGCUCAUACAACUUUGAAUGAUUUAGUGUUCAUCAAAUAUAAUAGAGCAUUGAAGCGUCGAUAUAAUAUGCGUGACACUCUUGAUCCCAUUUUACUCGAUGACAUUGAUGAGAGCAACGAGUGGUUAACGGGGAGGAUGGAUGAUUCUGAUGCAGAACAUGAUCUAGUCUAUGAAGAUGAUUCCUUGACAUGGGGUGAUGUUGCUAAUUUUGCUGGUAUUGGAGAGGCUAGCAGGCCGCAACGGUCUACUAGAUCAAAAUCUAGUUCUAGUUCACGGUUGCCAACAAAGGGAGCAAGAAGUUCUUCAGUUCGACUUGUGGAUGAGGAUGAGGAUGAUUCAGAUGAGAUAGAAGAGGAUCCUGAGAAUUAUGAAUCAUUUAGUGACGAUCAAAAUGAUGUUAUGCUUAUUGAUGACGAGGAUGAUAUUUAGAUUCAUUGGUGUUGUCUUCUUAGGAAGAAAUGAUGUUUAUGUUUGUUUUAGUUUUAUCUUAUACUUCUCCUUAGUUGACUUUCGCAUCUUUAUGUUAAUAUGUUUGAUUAUUCACUGUUUUGAACUCAAGUACUUGAUUUAAUUGGUUUUGGCAUCUUUAUGUUGAAUAUUUAACUUAAGUAAUUCAUUUAGUUGACUUUUACAUCUUUGUAUAUACUAUUGCAUCUUUAAUACUUUAUUGGGUGAGUUUUGUUUUUUUUUUUUUUCCGUGCGCCUUGCUUCAGUCGGGCGCGCCCCUCGCCUUGCGCCUCAGGCUCCAGGAGGCAUUUGCGCUUUUGUGCGCCUUGAGCCUUUAACAACUAUGUAGAAUAUUGAUUGGAGGGAAUUAUGGUAUUGAUUUUAGAAAUCCUCUAUCAAUGUAUUUUCUAUAUUUAUAACUUGUAUUAUUUCACCUAUAAAUAGAGGUGUUGAUUGUAAACAAUAUUAAGAGAGAAUAUAAUAACGGUGAUAUAAUCCUUUGGGCUUUAUGCGUCUUUCCUUGUGUUCUCCGUGUGUAAUUCUCUCUUCAAUUUUUAUAUCUUUCAAUAUGGCAUCGGAACAAGUUUAUCAUACCCUACUUAAUACUCUACUCGUAUAGGAUCUUCAGAUCAAUUUGUCUCGAAUCUUCUGAUCAACUCAUCUCGGAUCUUCAGAUCAACUCGUUUCGGAUUUUCGGAUCAAUUCAUCUCAGAUUUCC
Cornus florida is the source of this 2683-nucleotide messenger RNA. RefSeq lists its product as uncharacterized. The transcript is spliced from 5 exons. The coding region runs from base 1 to 1947 and encodes 648 amino acids. The record is from RefSeq and is a predicted model, not a curated record. Gene Ontology annotation, molecular function: protein dimerization activity. NCBI's taxonomy places the organism in Eukaryota, Viridiplantae, Streptophyta, Magnoliopsida, Cornales, Cornaceae.